Molecule: messenger RNA, 4828 nt
Organism: Etheostoma spectabile (orangethroat darter)
Lineage: Eukaryota; Metazoa; Chordata; Actinopteri; Perciformes; Percidae
Gene: satb1b
Product: SATB homeobox 1b
Exons: 13
Coding region: 330-2990 (886 amino acids)
Biological process (GO): regulation of transcription by RNA polymerase II; chromatin remodeling
Molecular function (GO): DNA-binding transcription factor activity, RNA polymerase II-specific; RNA polymerase II cis-regulatory region sequence-specific DNA binding
Source: RefSeq, a predicted model, not a curated record
GCACGGUCGCUCACAGUCUCUGCGCUUCAUCCGCCGUGCAGCCAGUGCGCUCCCCCAACUUCAACCUCCGCCGGUGCGCUUUCUGCGAGACGACUCCCCCCCUCCUCCUCCUUCUCCUCCUCCUCCUUCUCCUCCUCCUCCUCCUCCUUCAUUAGGACUUUUGACUUAAAAAAAACAAAACACAGUUUUUCCUCCCACAGAGCAGUUGCCUAUUUUUUUUGGGAUCUCUCGUCGUGGAGCAGUAACAAGAGGUUCCUCAACUUUUGAUGGAAAACAAGAGGUCGGGCGACUGCUGACUUUAAAGGUGAUAGUGAGCAGAGGUGCUGAGAAUGAUGGACCAUCUCAGCGAGGCGUGUAUGGGCAAGGAGAACUCUGACCUGGUCAACAGCAUGGCGGAGGCCAAGGCCCCGCCGGCCAAGCUGCCCCGGCUGGAGCAGAACGGCAGCCCCCUGGGCCGGGCCAGGCUGGGCAGCACCGGGGCCAAACUAGCCGGGGUCCCGUACAAACCCACCGGCCACCUGCUGAAGACCUGUCACAAGAGAGGCAACAUGCUGCCUGUGUUCUGUGUGGUCGAGCACUACGAGAAUCCCAUGGAUUUCGACAGCAAGGAGGAGCACGCCGAGUUCGUCCUGGUGCGUAAGGACAUGCUCUUCAACCAGCUCAUCGAGAUGGCCCUGCUGUCGCUGGGCUACUCCCACAGCUCAGCGGCCCAGGCCAAAGGUAUGAUUCAGGUGGGGAAGUGGAACCCUGUCCCUCUGUCAUACGUGACAGACGCACCGGACGCUACAGUGGCUGACAUGCUGCAGGACGUCUACCACGUGGUCACGCUUAAGAUCCAGCUGCACAGUUGUCCUAAGCUGGAGGACCUGCCGCCCGAGCAAUGGAGCCACUCUACAGUAAGAAACGCCCUCAAGGAGUUACUCAAAGACAUGAAUCAGAGCUCUCUGGCUAAAGAAUGUCCCUUAUCACAGAGUAUGAUUUCCUCCAUUGUGAACAGCACUUACUAUGCAAAUGUGUCGGCGGCGAAGUGUCAGGAAUUUGGGCGCUGGUAUAAACAUUUCAAGAAGACAAAAGAUAUGAUGGGUAUGCGCCAACCCUCCCAGCUGGAGGGAUACCUGGGGACGUGUGUCCUCCGUGAGAGCCCACGUGCCAAUGCACUAGCAGAGAUAGAUGGCCUGUCCGACCUCUCUCCACCCGGCUCUAAUCACAGCCACAGUCACAACCACAACCACAACCACCUAGGCUUCUCCCAGCAGCAGCAGCCUAUUCCCGGCAGCACAGCCGAGCAGACUCCUUCCUCGCCGGUGCCCCCGCUCCCCCACGCUCCACCGCUGCCCCACGCUCCACCAACGCACGGUGGCCAGAACGGUGGGCGGCAGCCGCAGCUUCCCAGUCUGCACCACCCGGGCUUGGUGUCCACACCCAUCAGCCCUCAGCUGGUCAACCAGCAGCUUGUGAUGGCACAGAUCCUCAACCAGCAGUACGCAGUAAACCGGCUGCUGGCGCAGCAGUCCCUGUCCCAGCAGUACCUCAACCACCCACCUGUCAACCGCAACUCCCACUCCAAGCCCAUGGAGCCACAGGUGGCAUCAAACACAGAGGUGUCCGUCGAGAUUUACCAGUGGGUGAGGGACGAGCUGAAGAGGGCGGGCAUCUCGCAGGCGGUCUUCGCCCGCGUGGCCUUCAACAGAACCCAGGGCCUACUGUCCGAGAUUUUACGCAAGGAGGAAGACCCUAAAACAGCGUCCCAGUCGCUGCUGGUCAACCUCCGCGCCAUGCAGAACUUCCUGCAGCUGCCGGAGGCUGAGCGCGAUCGCAUCUAUCAGGAUGAGAGGGAACGCAGCCUCACGGCAGCCUCAGCAAUGGGCGCCCCUCCACUCAUCAGCACUCCACCCAGCCGACCUGUACAGCCGCGGAGGGAAGACUGUAACAGCGUGAGGCCCGACGACUGGAAUCCUCGAACCCCUGUGGGCAUUUCCCCUGUAAAACCGUCGCCUCUGCCCAGCGAGUGGAACGGCAAAACAGAGAGCUGCAUCCUCAACAUCAACUCCACCAUCUACGACGAGAUCCAGCAGGAGAUGAAGAGGGCCAAAGUUUCCCAAGCCCUGUUCGCAAAGGUGGCCGCCUCUAAGAGCCAGGGUUGGCUCUGUGAGCUGCUGCGUUGGAAGGAGGAUCCCUCUCCGGAGAACAGGACGCUCUGGGAGAACCUCUCCAUGAUCCGCCGCUUCCUGAGCCUCUGCCAGGUCGAACGCGACGCCAUCUACGAGCAGGAGAGCAGCGCCGGGCAGCAGCAGCAUCACAACGAGCGGCCCAUGCACUUAAUGCACAUCUCCACAGAGCAGCCACAGCCUCAGCCACCCCAUUCACAUCAGCAACACCCGCCCUCCCUGUCCCUCCAGCACCCUUCCCAACCCCUUUUAUCCCAGCAGCCCUUGCAGCAACUGCAGCCCUGCACCGGCCCCCGGUUGCCGCCUCGCCAGCCUUCCACCGCUUCCCCGGCCGAGACGGAGGACGAGAGCAGCCGCGGAGGGAGCAUCAAGUCCCGCACCUGCGGAGGGAAGAUCUCCCUGGAGGCGCUGGGCAUCCUGCAGAGCUUCAUCCAGGACGUAGGCCUGUACCCCGACGAGGAGGCCAUCCACACCCUAUCGGCCCAGCUGGACCUGCCCAAGCUCACCAUCAUCAAGUUCUUCCAGAGCCAACGCUUUUACAUCAAUCACCCAGCCAAGGCGCCCAAGGAGCCCAGUAACAACAACAAAAACAGCAGCAACGCGGCAACCACCAACACCAACACAAGCAGCAGCGGCGGCAGCAGCAGCAGCAGCCCAGCCUUUGAGGAGGAGCUGACGGACUUCAGGGAGAGUGCAGAGCUGCUGAAAGAGCUGGACGACAGCACGCAGACCAACAGCACCAUCUUCUCCAUCAAGAUGGAAGAGCACCUGGCCCGAGGCGCAGAGGCCCAGUCCGAGUCUGAGCACGAGGCCAAGGAGUAGGACUCCCCCCCCCCCCGCCGCUUGACUGAACAUGUACUCAGAGUUUUCCUGUGCACACACAGACUGAUGACUGUGCUAAAUGUAACGCUCUGGCCGACACAGAACCACCACACUGCAAUAAAGAAAAGUAGUGUUUUUAAUCGGACAGUGUCUGGACUCUAUGGGAGUGUUUAUAUAUAUAUAUAUAUAUAUAUAUAUAUAUUAUUAUAUAUAUAUAUAUAUAUUAUUUAAAGUUGCAGACUGACAGGCUAUGUGAAGUGAGUGUUCACACACUGAAGAGCCCAUUUCAGACCCAAGUACUACUUUUUGGAUUUUGUAAAACUUGUAUUAUUCACUGUAAAGACUGACGCAUCAUUUAAAUAAUCUGCACAAAAAAUUAUUCUAAGUAUGUUGCCGUGGAUAUUUGCUGACUGCACUCUAUGUCUGUUGUUUUACACAUGACUUACUUUAUCUUUUUGAGCUACUGAUUAUAUUUAAAAAGAAAAAAGUCCCCCUGGAGUUUGCCAGGACUUUGAUAGGUUGUACGUUAUGUGAUGUUUAACUGGAUACAAAAAAAAAAAAAGAACAAAUAGAAAAUGAAAUCUAGGACCAAGGGGUUGACAAGGCCUUAAUUAUGAGGUAGUCUGGAGCCUGCUGGCAGAUUAGUUAUUCUUUUAAUAAUGUGAUUAUAGAUCACUCCAAACUCUGGAACGCGAUCACCCAGCCCAGGGGAAUCUCCCAAGAACAGCUCAGUCUUUACAUAUUAUUUGUUAGGGAGGAAAUAUAAAUAUAUAUAUAUAGACAUUAUAUUGUAACUGUAAAAAAAUAAAAAAAAAUAACAGUCUUAAAGAAACUAUGCCAACAAAUGCCUUGUACUAUACGGCACUGCCGAUUUUAGAUUAUUUUGCAAAACCUUUGUCACUGUAACUCUCUGAAUUGCCACACAGUUAGAAAUGUGAAUUAAACCAUGUUUAUGUUGUCCGACAUUAUUUAUUUGCAGUUCAUGCAGUGUUUCUAAUGUAAUUACUUUUUCUUUCUUUUUUUUAAAUUUAUGUUACAUCAAGCUUUUUUUUCAUUAAUUCCACCGAUCUUUUUUCUAUUUAUAAAUGUGAUUUCGAUGGGCAGUAAAAACAAAAAGUGUCUUAAACGUUUUAAAUGGAGAAAUGUGCUUUAAAGGUUGCCUAUAAAAAGUGCUGUAUGUCAAGCAACUCAUGCUACAAGCUUCACAAUUAAUGUUGUAUGCAAUUUUUACUAUCAUGCAAAUAAGCUUAGGUAAAAUGACUAACCUAUAGAACAACUUAGAGAGAAAAACAUAUGCAAUCUGUGUGAAAAUCGAUGUCUGCGAUGUGUCUUCCUUUGGUUAACAAUCCAAUUCAAAAAGCUAUUCCUGUAUAAAUAUUCUGUAUAAAAGUGUUUCUUUUUUAUGAGUUUAUUUCAAUGAGAACACCAGUUAUUUUGUUACGACUGACUGUUUUAUAAGUGUUUCUCGGUUCCUUCCUGCAGAAAUGUUCUAACUAGAAGUGUUUAAUGAUUGUUAAUUACACAAUUAAACUGUUUGUAUUGUACCACAGAUUUCUUGGCAUUAACUUGACCGGACUCUUUUGACACCGGAGUGGGCUUUUCUCCUCUGAAAAACAAAAGACCAAACAAUGUGAAUUGUUUUUUUUUUGUUUUUUUUUGUUUUUUUAAAUCUACUGCUUUGACGUAUCAACUCCAGUUACUGCCUGGGGUCGGCCGCAGUCACUGAACACGUUAUUUGUAAUGACUGUAAAUAUCACAUCUUAUGAAUCAUUGAUUGUUUAUUAUUGUAAAUAUACUUGAAGUUUGUGCCAGAGCUCACCAUACAAAAUUGAAAUCAA